AUGGCUGCUUUACAGAGGUCUGAACUAUCGUAUAGAAGGCAAGGGUCAUCUGCAGGUAUAAUAUGGGAGGAUCGGUAUUUCUCUGGGGACUUGAAUCUUAUGAAGCAGAGACAAGAAGGAAAGAAAGGUGACCUGAGGAAAUGCCAAAGCGACGGAUCCUCUGGAAUGGUUACAAGCAGCAGCUCAAAUGGAGGACCCCCGAAACGCUCCAGGGUAGUAUCAACGGCCUCAGACCCUCCCUCUCCUAAGCUUUCUGGAUGCUGGUGUGUUGCCUUUUCAGCAAAACCUAAAUCUGAGUGA
Ilex paraguariensis (yerba mate) is the source of this 300-nucleotide messenger RNA. Lineage: Eukaryota; Viridiplantae; Streptophyta; Magnoliopsida; Aquifoliales; Aquifoliaceae. The record is from the annotation of a GenBank genome assembly.